ACGCAAAGUGCGCCUCUGACGGCGGUAAAAAAAUUUUCUUUUUUUUCUUUCACGGAAGCAACUUUACUGGCGACCUUUGGAAUACAGAAUAUAAAUCAAUACAGCAGCCUCCCCGUGGAACUCUGCGCUGGUUGCACUUGACACUGGGCGGCCACGCUUUUAAGACGGUGAGAAGCAACCGGCGAGCGAUGGUUCCCGAGUUCUUCCUUCUUGCCGCGGAGAAUUUCGAAGACACGUUCCGUCGAAUGACCCCAACUUGCUCCCUGCCCGCGUGAGAGCCGCCGUGUCGGCGCAGAAUUGAAAAUGUCUGACGUUGGAGAGUCAUCCGAGGGGGCACGAUCAUCCUUCGAAAAUGCCUCUAUGUUCGACGUCAUAUCGGAGCACAUGGCGCUGUCCCUGCCCGAGCUGGAGCUGCAACUGCUCCAGGCCGGCACCUUCCCGGACGUGCACUACGACUACGGUGGCCUCCCCUGCCCGUACGCGCACGACUCGUUCGCCGCCGGCGAGCAGCGUUCGCCGGGUAGCCCGCGCAGCGCCUACCACCGGACCCACAGCGCCCGGUGGCCAGCGGAGACGCCCGGCAGGAUCGGGGGCCCCAGCAGCAGCUGUAGCAGCAGCAGCGGGGGCAGCGUCGCGGCCAGCGUGGGAGGCAGCAGCACCAGCGGGAGCCCGCAGCCGCACCUCACCGAGAUGGAGGUCGCUUCGUCGAGCAGGCAGCAGAGCGGAGGACGAACGGUCAAGGACGCCCAGGACCUGUGCCUGGUGUGUGGGGACCGGGCCUCGGGCUAUCACUACAAUGCCCUCACCUGCGAGGGCUGCAAAGGCUUUUUCCGCAGGAGCAUCACCAAGAAGGCGAGCUACGUGUGCAAGAACGGCGGCGCGUGCGAGAUGGACAUGUACAUGCGACGCAAGUGCCAGCAGUGCCGGCUCAGGAAGUGUCGGGAAGUCGGCAUGCUGGCGGAGUGUCUUCUUACGGACAUCCAGUGCCAGUCCAAGCGAAUGCGCAAGCAUCCCAAGCGGGCGAUGGCGAGGGCAGGCCUCUCGGAUGAUGUCUCGGCCACCGUGGGACCCCACAAUCUCGCGCCAGGUACCACGGUCAGCAGGCAACUGAUGGCGGAUCAGGAUGAGUGGGUGCUGACGGGCGAACAGCAGAGACUCAUUGACUUGAUCGUGGGGGAACACCGCAAGUACAGGAUCCCGCACGACACCUUGCAGAAGUUCGUCUUUCAAGAAUACUGGGAAGGAGGUGACAAGGAGAAGUUGUGGGAGAUCGCUACCAUCCAAGUCCAGGUGCUGGUGGAGUUCACCAAAAACCUCCCAGGCUUCCAGACCCUGGAUCACGAGGACCAGAUCGCGCUGCUCAAGGGAUCGGCCAUCGAGGCGAUGAUCCUGCGCUCAGCCCAGGUCUACAACAGCCGGGCGACGGAUCCGCACGCCAUGCUCAUCAACGAGAAGAAGAUGCGCACACUGAAUAUUGCGGAGGAGUUCAUCGAGCCCAUGUUCAUCUUCUACCGCAGCAUGGGAGAUCUCAACGCGACCGAGACAGAGUACGCUUUGUUAACGGCGACCGCCAUUCUUUCAGCAGAUCGACCGUACGUGCGCGGUCACCGCCUCGUCGAGUCACUGCAGGAGCCUCUGCUGGACAUCCUCUACAAGCUGUCCAAGCAGCAACACCGGCAGGACCCCCAGCACUUUGCCCGCCUCGUGGGCAAGCUGACCGAGCUGCGGACGCUCAACCACAAUCACUCGGAGGUGCUCAUGUCCUGGCGCCUGCAGGACCAGAAGCUGACUCCGCUGCUCUGCGAGAUCUGGGACAUCCAGUGACGCCAGCUGCUCAGGAUCCACUCGCUCGUUCGUUUGUAUCCCACUCAUCUUCCUCAUCCGCCGAGUUAUUUUUUUCCACUCUCCAGAAUUUGGCUUACAUGUAUAUUUUAUACGUUUUGUAUUGAAGUGUAACAAUGUGGGGUCGUCACGUGUGCACGGUGCGGCGUGAAUGUACGACUGCGGUUACGGUGACACGUGCUAGACAGUGGAAGCCAUGGUCGCUCUGCGUUAUUGAAGGCGCUCACGUUAUUUGAUACAAUGCCACUCUCUUAUGGUCACGGCAGCAAUAAUACUUCAGACAUGCCGUUGAAUUAUUUACGACUCAGAAAUUAACUAUCCGAACAGAAUUUUCUUUUACAAAGUUUAUUGUGGGUUAAAAAAACAUUUUCCCCCCAUUACCUCGCGAAAUAUUUCAAAUCCCUUUCGAUUAAUUGAGGCAGAAUAUUGUACACAUUCUGUGAAAUAUAUUUUAUCGGUUCAGGCUGUAACUGAACCAAUGGCUGGAUCAGGAGAAUCCCCAAGGGUCCCAUUGUCUUCCGUGUGUGGCAGCGCACACCGCACUCUCAAUUAUUCUUAAUUUGCCCUGCCACUUCAUAGUACCCCCUCCCUUCCACCUGCUGAAUUGUUUUGCUUACACACAGGAAAGAGAGAAAUAAAAAAACAGCAGUAUGUGGGACUGUCUUCUUUAAUUAUGAUGCAUUUUUCCCAAUUGUAUCUCACCCAUCCGAAUUGUACAAAAUUCUGUAAUAUGAAUUGGAUGUAUAUGCUUUAGGGCCUAAAUACGACGUCAUCUCAAAGCACAAUAAGGAAAUAAUUGGCAUAUGUAUUUUUUGAUGGAAAGAUACAGUCGCGGUCAAGGGCAGAGGGCGGGGGGGAUGGAAAUGAAGGUUUUGAGUCUGGACUUGAAGAGGACCAGGGAGUCCAUAGCAGAGAUGUCGGGAGAAAAAACAAUUCUACACCAUGGGGACAGCAAAGGAGAAUUAGCAACUGCCCACUGAAUUUCGAUUCAAAGCUUUCGUGACUGCAGGGAUUCAUCUUCUUGGUUCUUUCGGUAAAGUCACGUAGAAGGGAAGUAAUGAAAUAAUAAAAAUAAAACAUAAUAAAAUAAUUCUCACGACGUUUCGGCCACAACGCAAGCAGCCGUCCUCAGGUGAAGACGCUGUCUCCCCGACAGACC
This is a messenger RNA of Lethenteron reissneri (Far Eastern brook lamprey), 3001 nucleotides long. Its product is annotated as bile acid receptor-like. The record is from RefSeq and is a predicted model, not a curated record. Lineage: Eukaryota; Metazoa; Chordata; Hyperoartia; Petromyzontiformes; Petromyzontidae. Gene Ontology annotation, biological process: negative regulation of transcription by RNA polymerase II; cell differentiation; positive regulation of transcription by RNA polymerase II. Gene Ontology annotation, cellular component: RNA polymerase II transcription regulator complex. Gene Ontology annotation, molecular function: zinc ion binding; nuclear receptor activity; RNA polymerase II cis-regulatory region sequence-specific DNA binding.